AUGGUUGGGGAGACCGUGGCACUUGAGGUGGUCAGAAGUGUAGCUGCAGCCAUAAGGUCAAGCCAGCCAAAGAACUUGCACUUGUUAGGGCACCGGUUAUCCAAAGUUGCUUUGCCCCAAACAAUGAUAUGUGACCAAGCAGCAAACCAUGAAAAUGGCACCGAGGGAGGAGGCUCUAGAGUUAAAUAUGCUCUGAUGGAUGUUCCCAUCACCUUACCUUCGAUGAAACCAGCUACUGACAAGACCAACCCCAAACAAGGAAUUGGUAUGCUGUCAUGGAGCAGCGACAGCCACUAUUUCUUCACCCGGAACGACAACAUGCCGACUGCUCUUUGGAUAUGGGAUAUAUGCCGCCUUGAGCUUGCCGCUGUGCUUGUGCAGAAAGAUCCAAUCUGUGCUGCAGCAUGGGACCCUACCUGCACACGCCUUGUUUUACGCACGGAGAGCCCUCACUUGUACAUGUGGACGCCAUCUGGUGCCUGUUGUGUCAACAUCCCCUUGCUGAACUUCCGAAUCCUUGAUUUGAAGUGGAACUCGAAUGGGAGCUGUCUCUUCCUGAAGGAGCGCGAAUCUUUCUGCUGUGCCACAAUCAUAUCUGCCCUGCCUGAGGAAGAACCUGAUCAAUCUGAUGAUACUUCCGAAGAUGAAUGA
Molecule: messenger RNA, 651 nt
Organism: Miscanthus lutarioriparius
Lineage: Eukaryota; Viridiplantae; Streptophyta; Magnoliopsida; Poales; Poaceae
Source: the annotation of a GenBank genome assembly